This is a messenger RNA of Eucalyptus grandis, 1958 nucleotides long. Its product is annotated as AT-hook motif nuclear-localized protein 25. Gene Ontology annotation, molecular function: DNA-binding transcription factor activity; minor groove of adenine-thymine-rich DNA binding. The transcript has a single exon. Lineage: Eukaryota; Viridiplantae; Streptophyta; Magnoliopsida; Myrtales; Myrtaceae. The record is from RefSeq and is a predicted model, not a curated record. Gene Ontology annotation, cellular component: nucleus. The coding region runs from base 897 to 1661 and encodes 254 amino acids. Gene Ontology annotation, biological process: vegetative to reproductive phase transition of meristem.
UUUGAGGAGGGAGGCGCAUUAGCUAGGCUCAUUGCAUCUACAGUCUAGUGAGCUUGUAACUCGACCAGGGAGGUAAGCUUAUGGAAUGCUUCUUUUGCAUAGAUUAGGGCAUCCAUUAAAGUAUUUUUAGUGCUUCCAUGCCUGUGUGUCAGGCAUGUUCUUCCCCUCUCCCUCUCUCAACCCUUUUCCCCCAUCUCUUGCUCUACUUUUGCAUCGGAACUCCUCUCUCUCUCUCUCUCUCUCUCUGAUAAUAAACUAAUAAACCCUCUUCACUCAAAGCCUCUCUCAGAAUUGUUCAUCCCAAACCCCAUGAGUGGUCUCAAGAACAUGAGCUCCUCUUCGUUCACAGCGAUCUAUCUCAUCGGUGAUGUGAUCAGUUGAUCCUAGAGCUUACAGCCUUUAAUGUUUAGCCUCUUACUCUCCAGCGCUCCGUUUCCUCUCCACGAUCUUCUACACUUGCCUCUUUCCAAAGACCUCAAUCUCAGCCUGCGUGAAAGGACGAGAAGACGGCAGAGCAGUUGGAGAUGUUCUAACCUCUUAGGAUGAUCGAUAUGCUCAGAAACGAGUUCUCUCUGAAACCCAGAAGAAAAGUUCCUUUCUUUGUUCUUCUCUUUUGCCCUUGCACGGUUCAAAGUAGCAAAUGCAAGAAGAUCAGAUCACCUGUAAAGAACGUGGCUUUCACUUUUGUCGUUGUUCGAUUUCCUCUUUUUUGGUAGUAUUAAGCUGUUAUUGAGCUUUCUUGCUUAAUUCCUUCGAUCUUCUUGCCUGUCCUAUUUUAGUACAUAGAAAACCCUAGCUGGAAAGAGUACCCCCAAAGAAAAAAGGGUGAGCUAGCUUCUACUUCAAAAAGUGCAUGAAGUUCUAGAGAGAGAGAGAGAGAGAGAGAGAUUAGGGCAAUGUCUGGUUCAAGAGAUCCCGAAGCACCCACCACCAGCUCAGGCACACCAUCUUCCUCCGGCCGCCGCCCACGUGGCCGUCCUGCGGGCUCCAAGAACAAGCCCAAGCCCCCAAUCAUCAUCACCCGAGACACCCCCAACGCCCUCCAAUCCCAUGUUCUUGAGGUCUCCGCCGGCUCUGACAUUGUUGACGCCAUCACCACCUACGCUCGCCGCCGCGGCCGGGGCAUCUCCAUCCUUAGUGGCACCGGCGCUGUCACCAAUGUCACUCUCCGCCAGCCCGCUUCGCCUUCCGGGAGCGUCGUCACCAUGCAUGGGAGAUUUGACAUCCUUUCGCUGACCGGGACGGUGUUGCCACCUCCUGCGCCACCGGGUGCUGGGGGAUUGGCAAUAUAUCUCUCCGGAGGACAGGGGCAGGUGGUGGGUGGGAGCGUGGGCGGGCCCUUGAUGGCAUCAGGGCCGGUGGUGCUGAUGGCAGCAUCCUUUGCAAACGCAAUGUUCGAUAGGUUGCCUUUGGAGGAGAGCGGGGAGGAUGCGCCGCCAGCGCAAGUGCAGCCAUCGGCAUCGCAGUCGUCGGGCGUGACGGCUCGCGGCGGCGAUCAAAUGGGCGAAGGGUUGAGCGGGGCUAUUGUAGGUGGCGGCAGCGGGAACAGUGGCGGCUCCGUCCCAUUCUACAAUUUGGGAGGGGGAAAUUAUCCUUUCUCCGGCGGUGAUGUGUUCGGUUGGGGCGGGGGAGGUGCCGGAGCAGGGAGGCCUCCAUUUUAGAUUUUCUUUAUUUAAGGUAAGGCGUGUGGAGGAUGAGUAUUUGAUCUGCUUGUUAACCAAUAUACCUCACACACAUUGAUCAAGAAAGAGAGGGCUGAACUAGAAAUUCAAGCAUAUGUCGAUACCAUCAGCUUAAAGUUGCAACUCAAAUCCUGUAAUUUUUUCUUGAUAUGAAGGUAGAUGAUUUUCUUCUGGUUUUUUGUGGAACUGGUUUCUACGCAUCCUAUGUGUGUCCUGUUCUUGACCUUCUUUAUUCUUGGAUAACAUAAUCUAUAAGCAUUGUCCUCUUUCUUCUUC